Notothenia coriiceps (black rockcod) is the source of this 4349-nucleotide messenger RNA. RefSeq names its product transmembrane O-mannosyltransferase targeting cadherins 2b (gene tmtc2b). Gene Ontology annotation, biological process: protein O-linked glycosylation via mannose. Lineage: Eukaryota; Metazoa; Chordata; Actinopteri; Perciformes; Nototheniidae. Gene Ontology annotation, cellular component: endoplasmic reticulum membrane. The transcript has 9 exons. The record is from RefSeq and is a predicted model, not a curated record. The annotation marks the transcript as partial. Gene Ontology annotation, molecular function: mannosyltransferase activity; protein binding.
CCGUGCAAUCAAGACCAAUCAGGACCUGCUACCAGAGACCCCCUGGACAAAUAUCUUCUACGAUGACUUCUGGGGCACCUUACUCACCCACAGUGGCAGCCAUAAGUCUUACCGGCCCCUCUGCACCCUCUCCUUCCGACUCAACCAUGCGGUGGGUGGGCUGGAGCCCUGGGGCUACCACCUGGUGAACGUGGCCCUCCACGGGGCUGUGACGGGCCUGUUCACCUCCCUGGCUCGCCUGCUGCUCGGAGGCGGCCUUUGGAGCCUGCUUGCCGGCCUGCUCUUCGCCUCGCAUCCCAUCCACACCGAGGCGGUGGCGGGGGUCGUGGGCCGCGCGGAUGAAGGGGCCACCCUCUUCUUCUUGCUGUCCCUGCUCUGCUACAUGCGCCACUGCCAGCUGCGGGGCCACGCUGGGCCAGUGCGGCUCGUGGCGUGGUUCCUGGGCAGUCUGGUCUGCGCUGCGUGCAGCAUGCUGUGGAAGGAGCUCGGAGUGACCGUCCUGGCCGUGUCGGCGCUUUACGACGUCUGCGUGUUCCACAAGCUCAAACUGCGACAGGUCGUCAUGCUCCUGUACAAGAGAAAGAACGUCGACCUGCUGCUGAAUGUGUUUUUGCUGGCUGCCUGGGGAGUCGUCCUAUUGGCCGGCCGCUUCUACUGGAUGGGUAACAAACCUCCGAACUUCUCCAACUCCGACAACCCGGCAGCGGACUCACCAUCGCUCCUCACCCGGAUGCUUACCUUUUCCUACCUGCCCGCCGCCAACUUUUGGCUUCUCCUUUGCCCGGACAUGCUCAGUUUUGAUUGGUCAAUGGACGCCUUGCCUUUGAUCAGGCGCCUUGCUGAUUGGAGGAACUUAUACACAGCAGCCUUCUACCUUGGAUUGUUCUUCCUGGCCUGGUUCAGCCUGUGGACGCACCAGACGGUUAAGGGCAAGGAGACGAACGGCAAAGCGCAUCAUUACACCAAUGGCAGAAAUGGGAACAGUAAUGGACACAGUUACCAAUAUAACAAUCAUGAACAUACAAACAAUUCCCACACAGACUUUCACAUUAAUAAUAAUACACAGAAUGGUACCAAAAAGCACUAUGAGAGCAGGACUCCACUGCCCACCUCGGAAAAUGUUGUGGUGUUCUCUAUAGGCCUGUUGGCCAUCCCUUUCCUCCCUGCCACAAACUUGUUUUUCUACGUAGGGUUUGUGAUAGCAGAGAGAGUACUGUACAUCCCCAGCAUGGGCUUCUGCUUGCUGGUGGCAGUGGGGAUGAGGUCUCUGUAUGUGCGUCUGCGACGUAGGUCCUUCAGGACGAUGUUGGUGUACUGCAGCGCUACCGUCGUCCUUCUCUUCAGUGUCAAAACUGUUUUGAGGAACAAAGACUGGCAGAAUGAGGAGAUGCUCUACAAGUCAGGGAUUUACGUCAAUCCUGCUAAAGCAUGGGGCAACCUCGGAAACGUCCUGAAGAGCCAGGGUGAGAUGGAGGAGGCUGAGCAGGCGUACAGAAAUGCCCUCUAUUACCGCAGCAACAUGGCCGACAUGCUGUACAACCUCGGUUUGCUGCUACAGGAGAGCAACAAGUUCUCAGAGGCGCUCCACUAUUAUAAGCUGGCCAUUGGAAGCCGGCCAACUCUGGCUUUCGACCCUCGCUCUGCUCUCACAGGAGAGGCCUACAUCAGACUGAACAAGCUGACUGAUGCUGAGCACUGGUACAGAGAGUCCCUGCGAGCCAAGCCAGACCACAUUCCUGCACACCUCACCUACGGAAAACUCCUGGCUAUGACGGGCCAGAAAACAGAAGCGGAGAGGUACUUCCUGAAGGCCAUCCAACUCGAUCCCACAAAAGGCAACUGCUACAUGCAUUAUGGUCAGUUUUUGUUGGAAGAGUCUCGGCUCCUGGAAGCGGCGGAGAUGGCAGAGAAAGCCGCGCGCCUGGACAGCGGGGAGUUUGAUGUGGUCUUCAGUGCGGCCCAUAUGCUCAGACAAGCCAGCCUAAACGAGGCAGCCGAGAAGUAUUACGGACAAGCAGCGAGCCUGAGACCCAACUAUCCUGCUGCCUUGAUGAACCUGGGGGCGAUCCUCCACCUCAACGGAAAGCUGCAACAGGCUGAAGCCAAUUACCUCCGAGCACUUGAACUGAAACCGGAUGACACCAUCACCCAGUCCAACUUGCGUAAGCUGUGGAACAUAAUGGAGAAACAAGGCCUGAGGACCAUGAGCCCCUGAGCUCCCCCUGCCAGCCCACCUGCCAUCUGCACGCCAGACCUGGGGGAAAGGACAGCCUACAUGAUCCUUAUUCGCUCUGUUCAUCCAGGAAAGACAGAAUAGACUCAGGGAGGAAGUUGGCUCAGAGAGGCCAUGACUGUGGCGCCCAGCCCUCCUAAUAACUCCUGAGCUCUGCGUACACCUCAGGCCAGUGGCUCUCCUCAGAAGCAUUGCUCACAGUUUGGCCGGCAAUACAUGGUGUUUGGACUCUAGAACUUUCUCAAAUUGAGUUCUUUCACAGGAACCACGUGUGUGUUUGUUUGUUUUCUCUUAUACUUUAUAACCAGAGCACUUGAACUUGAAGUUAAAGUAGGUACAUCCUUCAACAUUUGUGAUGAAUAAGGGUUUUUUAAAUAACCAGUUGCAGUUUAAAGGGCUGGGAAUAUUGUCUCAAAGCAGUGUGAGAUAACAUAACAAUCUCAGCACACUGCUUUUACCAUCUAUAUUUAGAUAAAGAAUUUGGACACCAUCCAAAAUCACCAUAUGAAGUCACAAAAAACUAAAAUUCUAUCCUCAAUUGGUUAUACAGUAAGUUUCUCUUGAAGGUAUUAAAGUAGCAAAAUCACUCCAAACCAUUUGUUGAGGAUGUCCUAUUAUUUGGUGAAAACUUGAAAAAGGGAUUUUUUAUUUCUUAGCCAUUGCAGCACAACGGUAGCCUUGAAAAACCUCACAAAGGCUGGACUUUGUCAAAUACAGUACUGUAUGUUUUGGCAGGAAAAUUCAAAAGCAAAGGAAUUGGGACUCCUUUCAAAUUGUAAUGCCUUAAUGAAUAAAAAAAGGUUUGAAUCUCCUCUGGCAUUAAGUAGCAUUCGGUGGCAUUUUUAAUUCUACUGCUUAUUCUUCUGUACUGGCAAGGGAGCCAAGUUAGAAUGCUAACUUGUUUGAUGACAGCAGUAUGAAGCUAGGAAUGGAAAUAACAAAGAGGCAAUAGUUUUAGGUAAAUCUAUAACCACACGCCUGAAACUUUUUCCGGUGUGCAGAACUGAAACUGAAUUCAAGUUCUUCUAACCAAAUACAAAAGCAAUGCCGGUGCAAACCUUCAUUGAGAGAUUCAUCAUAGAGCAAUGCUCAGACAUUUCACGUCUGACAACAUCUUUUAACGCCUAUGUUUUUGUUGGAAUAAAACUAAUUACAUUGUGUUUUGUAUAAAUGAAUCCUAAUAUAUUCCUGCAUUGUGUACAGUAUACAGAAAAUCCUGCAGCAAAAAAGUAGCCAAACAUAAAGUGGAAGCUCGGAAUCUGAGCUUCUGGUUACAUGAAGUAUUUCCCAUUUUUUCAAAACUCAGUCUUAAGGUCUCCUUUUGUAUAUAUUAUGUGUAAUUAACAUCUAUUUGUUUGUUUGUUUAUCAGCAUACAUCAAGUGAGACGGCACCUUGCGGAAAGUAAGACUAUGUACAGUAUUUGUGAUUAUUUGUUUGUUAUUGGCCACACACCUCAACAAAUAUCUGUGUCCUUAGUUUAUACAUAGUAAGUUAUUGCUUUGUGUUACCUUAGCAACAGAACCAGCUGGCACUGUGUUUUUUACAUGUAAAAGGAAGAUAGCAGAUGUGACGUUUGUGAUUAUUGAUUGGGUAAAAGUUCCAAUUACAGUUGAGUGACUCAUUAUUGGUGGAUACAAAUAACAUCUAGAUCUAUGUGUUACAUAAAUGUCACUUACAGUCACAAUGGUGUCAACACUGCUCUGUAAUUGACUGUGAUGGUCACUAGUGAUAUGUUUAUGAAGAUAAUCACGAUUCACACUCAUUCCCGCCCCCACACCUCACAUAUCCUUUAGUCAAAGAGCUCACUCAGUUCUCCUGUGUAUAUAAAGUGUUUAUGAACAGCUGCUUGAGUGAAGAUGUAAAGGGAAAAAAAAAAUUUCACUCUGUGUCUCUGCUCAGGGAUCUCAAGCGGUGGGUUAUUGCAGAAACUUGUUCACAGAGCGUUUACUAAAUUAUAGAUUUAUUUUUGAAAGAUGUCGUAUUUGUAUAAAUUAUCGAGAUUUGUAGCCUUUUCCUCCUUUUUGUAAUAUAAAGAUGAACAAUGUGCCAGAAUAGACUUUUUUCCUUCACAAUGUUGCUUUUUUUCCACAAUAAAUGUAUGGUGUUCUGCUUUUG